Messenger RNA from Schistocerca serialis cubense, 330 nucleotides. RefSeq names its product aldo-keto reductase family 1 member B7-like. NCBI's taxonomy places the organism in Eukaryota, Metazoa, Arthropoda, Insecta, Orthoptera, Acrididae. The transcript is spliced from 3 exons. Gene Ontology annotation, cellular component: cytosol. Gene Ontology annotation, molecular function: aldose reductase (NADPH) activity. The record is from RefSeq and is a predicted model, not a curated record. Bases 1 to 330 code for a protein of 109 amino acids.
AUGCCUUCGCUCGCUCCUGUAGUGAAGCUCAACAACGGGAGGAGCAUGCCGGCUUUCGGGCUCGGCACCUGGCAGGAAACUCCAGAACAAGUCGGGGAGGCAGUUAAACAUGCAAUUGAUGUCGGUUAUCACCAUAUCGACACCGCAGCUGCAUACCACAAUGAAUCAGGAGUGGGUGACGCACUGCAGGAAAAAUUUAAGGAAGGGGCAGUCAAGCGAGAAGAUGUGUUUAUUACUAGCAAGUUUGCAAAUUCUCUCACCAAGCAGGGAGGACCAUACCUUGUGGUGAGAAGAAUUUCUUCACUGGACAAGCUCCAUGUUGUCAGUUAA